This is a messenger RNA of Thunnus maccoyii (southern bluefin tuna), 4339 nucleotides long. It is a transcript of the gene gpc5c, whose product is annotated as glypican 5c. The transcript has 9 exons. Gene Ontology annotation, biological process: cell migration; positive regulation of canonical Wnt signaling pathway; regulation of protein localization to membrane. Gene Ontology annotation, cellular component: extracellular region; cell surface; plasma membrane. NCBI's taxonomy places the organism in Eukaryota, Metazoa, Chordata, Actinopteri, Scombriformes, Scombridae. Bases 283 to 2121 code for a protein of 612 amino acids. The record is from RefSeq and is a predicted model, not a curated record.
GCCGACCACUGCAAAGUGUUGAGCGCGGGACAGACUGGCUUCAGCCCCACACCACUCACACCACUCUUCCUCUGUCCAAGAGAAGACCCCCAAACCUCUCCUGUGAGGCGCUCACACUCAUCCCGACCAAUAAUGUGAGAAUCAGUCGGAGAGGUCUGUCAGAUGUUAAAAGUCAUCGUCGCUUCAUUGUGCUUAAGUGCCGUCUGUUUUCAACACUGUCACACAGUUUCCAAUCAGGCUACAGUAGGCUAUCCACAAGGAUACCUGGUGUGAGAUGCGGCCAUGUCCCGAGGAAUAUGCCCACGCGUAACCUCUUGCGGACCCUUUUGGAUUUUGUCAGCGGUCAUAUUUGCGGUGAACGUGAUCGACGUGGACGCGUACAGCUGUCAUGAAGUGAGGACCGCUUUCCAGCUGCGGCAGGUCGGGCCGCUGCACCGCGUACCGGAGACACCUGGCACAGAUGUGGAUCUGUUGAUUUGUAAGCACCAUGGUCCAUCCUGCUGCACCCGGAAGAUGGAGGAGAGCUACCAGUUCGCUGUAAAACGAGAAACCCUCCACAACAUUCACUCCUACAGCUAUGAGCUUGAGCACCUCAUCUCAGGCCACUCGGACGCCUUCCAGGACAUGUUCCAGUACCUUCUAUCCUUCUCUCAGGGCCACCUGAGUUCUCUGUUGGAGGGAACCUACUCAUCCCUGUCCCGCAACGCCCUGCCCCAUGUAAACCAACUCUUCUCCUCGCUCUCCCUCUACCUCCGCGGUGCCAACGUCUCUGUGGAGGCGACAGUUCACCAAUUUUUCAACAAUCUCUUCCCCCUUGUCUACACACGGCUCAUCAAUCCAGGCAUUGAAGGCAGUGUGAUGGUGGGCAAGGAAAUGGCUGACUGUCUCCGUAUGAUCAGGCAGGAUGUCAACCCUUUUGGGCCUCAUGCAGCCAUCAUGGCCCAGGAACUGGCUGGGGCAAUGGGCGCCGGGCGACAACUGGGCCUCGCCCUAGAGGAAGGUCUGGAGGUGAUGAAUGCCACCGAACAUUUAAGCCUGAGCAGAGAGUGUGUGAAGGGCCUGGUGAAGAUGGUGUACUGCUCCCACUGCAGAGGCUUGACGCUGAUCAAACCCUGCGUGGGUUACUGUCUGAAUGUAAUGCGAGGCUGCUUGGCCAGCGUCUCAGAGCUGGAUCAGCCUUGGAGGAGGUAUACCAGCUUGCUGGAGCAACUUACUCACGCCAUGGCCGGGCACCACAGCCUGGAACUAGCACUGCUGGGGGUCAGGGGGCAUGUUGAUGAGGCCUUGCUCUAUGCACAGCUUCAUGGUCCACUCAUCACAGCCACAGUGGACAAGGUGUGUGGCCUGUCUACUGGGGAACCUACUGGCAUGCAGCCUACUAGUCCAGAGGUCACAACCUCUGUCGUGACCUCAUCUACUCCUCUUCCAUCUGCAGCUCCCUCCCAACCUCUACCAGAACAGUGGAUGGGGCAGCUAGCCAACUUGAGGAGCUCGUUCCCCCUGAAACCCUCCAAGAACAAUAAACAUAGUCUGAGAACGCUCUCUAGGGACUUCCUGAUGUACCUGCAGCGCUACAAAUCCUUCUUUGCAGCGUUGCCAGAGAUGCUGUGUGAGGGGGAGAAUGUAGUAGAUGACGCCACGUGCUGGAGCGGAGACGACGUGGUGGAGAGCUAUACUGGCAGAGUGGUAGGAAAUGGUCUACACGCCCAGAGGCAAAAUCCAGAGGUCAAGGUUCGCAGCCCAAACCCUACACUUGCUGAGGUCAAGGAGAGGAUGGAACGCUUCAACCAGGAGACCCAGGAGAGAUUUCCAAAACUGGGCCAGAUGGAGCCCUGGGAGGAGCUGGGCAGUGGGGAAAUAGAUGAGGGCAGCACCACAGAUUGUGAUGAUGAAGAUGGAUGUCAAGCCUCAGGAGAUGGUCCAGACAAGACCUCACAUACAGAUGUCUCCAGUGAAAGAAAGUCCAACGGGAGACAGCCUGGAGGUGACAGCCCAUAUGAGAGCCCUGUCAAGCCCCCCUCAGUGAGGGUGAUAGGGGGCUCUCCAUCUGCCAUCUGGGCGCAACCCUGGAGCCUCGCACUGCUUCUCGCUGCACUUUGCUUCCAGUGGACCCUGUUCUGAUGCCAGCACCCUCUGUGAAAUCGCCCUCACCUCCUGCCCCUUUAGGAGCCACAUACAUGCACAUUGACACUCAUACCAUAUACAUAUCUCACAUAAUAUCCUUACUCUUGUCCUACAACGUACAUGGAUGGAUGAUAAUGAUGGAAAUGGAAAGCUGGACAGGAUUCUGGAAGAGAAGAGGACAACGUUGUAGGAGACUGUAGACAGGGGGCUCUUGCAGGAACUUGGGGGUGAUCCCUUGCACACUCAUCUACAAAGAUUAGCCCUGCUGCUUCUAGGCUGCUCUGUAUACGAUAUGGGCUAGACAUGUGUGUAUACACACACCAGUACAGCCCUACCACUCUAUGCUUUACUCACAAAAACACGCCCUUUGUGGUUCACAACGGGACUGCAUCAUUCUGAUUUUUCUUAAAAACGCUUCCACAUUAACUGAUUUACAUAGACACUUUUUACAUAUACAAAUAUAGCCAUAUUCUUUUUCUGCUGCUUGUUUUUUUUUUUUUUUUUACUUAUCUUUUCAGGCUAGAACUUCAUCAUAACCACUGCACCAGUUGUCAGCCAGGCAGAAGUAUUCAGCUCAUUUGAAAACUCUACUCAUUUUCUUUUUGAGGAUUAAGGAAUGCAUGAUAGAUUGAUAAAUCAAUCCCAGGUGCCUGGCCCAGAACAGCAGAUUUGAUAUACUCUAAUGACUGUGUACCUCAGCACGGAUUAGAAUGUAAUGAGUUCCCAGGUAGAGCACCGGCACACUUGCACAGAUGAACACACUGUGCAGGCAAACUAGGUGUGUAUAGUAUGUAACUGUAUAUAGGUGGAAAGAUUUGAUGGCGUGUAUGAGGUUCUAAUUCAACAAAAGGCUCUUAACUGAUUUAGCUGAAUGCGUUCUUCUUUUCUUUUCCCUAUGCUAUGAAUGGACUGUGCUUGUCUGCUCCAUACAGCAUCGAAAACAAUGCAAAAAAAGAAAAGGAUUUCAUUUCUAUAACAAAUAAACCAGGAAUGAACACAAUUUUCCAACCCCAAGCCUAUGACAUAAAUGGACAAAUUUUGGACGUUUGAACAAAGUCUGUACAUUGUUGAUUUUACUAAUGUUUAUUGUGCAUCUAGUUUUGUGUGUUUGCUUGUUGAAUUGCACAUUAAUGCAUGUAUAACCUACCAAGUUAUCAAAAUUGUUGCGAUAGGAUCAGGCCUUUUGUUCAGCAAAGCAUCUAAAAAUACAUAUGUUUUAAAUCAUUUACCAUAAUAUCUCACUGAUGAAAUGUCAUCAGGUUUUAUUUUUUCUCUCUUAAAUGAUGCUUUGAAACUUACGAACAAGAGGACUUUGGGCUGCAGAUCCCACACAUGCUGAAUAAAAUAUCAUUUAACACACAAAAAAACAACACAUAGAGCAAGUUUUACGAUAUUGGAUGCAUCAAUAGUUUGAUCCAGUACAGUGGUAGCCAUUGUGUAAGCCAAUCUUAAUGGAUUUAUCAUGUAUUUGUUGAAAAAACAUGUUUUUUUUUCUCUGUAACAUUUCUUGGGAGAACCAAAUAAGCUCUAAUGUCUCUCCACCCACUCUUAAGCAGACCAUUCCUUGAAAAUCCAACAGAUAAUUAUGUUUUAAAUAAUUCCUCAUGUGGAUGAAGCAAAGUGAAGCAAUAGCUGAACAAACAAACUGUGUGGCUUUUACAAUGGCUUCCUCUGUACACCUGAUUGCUUUCUUGUGUAGAUGGUGUAUUGGUGGUACAGCAGAUAGUACCUGUGUGAAUGAUGAUAAUGAAUGUAUGUAUGGUCAAUGCUAUGCAGAUACAGUAUUAAAGCUGAAAAUGCCUAAAAGCUACACAGAUACAGUAUCUAAGCUAAAAUAGGUCUGUACACUCACAGGCUGAUAUGGGUCUAUGAGCAGUGAUAUACCUCUACCAUUAACAAGCCUUUAAUGUAAACAACUUUUUCUCUCCCUACUGACAAGUGAUUGACCAUUAGCUCUCCAUAACACUGGAAGAUGGAUGACCAGUCUAGUUAAACCACAUGCAAGUACAUCCUGCAGUUAAUGAAGAAGGGAGAUCUCUAUAUUCAUAUAAUGUAUUGGCAGUUUAAAUGUGUCGCAUUUUGUUUUGUAACCAUUAUUUGUUUUCAUAUGAUUUCCUCCAUGUAUGUGUUUUUUCCUGACUGGCGUUCAUUGCACCCACAGAUCACUUACUGCUCUAUACCCUCGCAUGUGUAUAAAUGUACAUAUUUUAAGUCA